This is a messenger RNA of Closterium sp. Naga37s-1, 2058 nucleotides long. The record is from the annotation of a GenBank genome assembly. NCBI's taxonomy places the organism in Eukaryota, Viridiplantae, Streptophyta, Zygnematophyceae, Desmidiales, Closteriaceae.
AUGGUUCGGGGGAAGCGUUACGGUAAACGCGCGGACGUCUGGUCUCUCGGUGUGGUUCUCUGCACGAUACUUACCGGCCGUCUGCCGUUCGCCGGUAAAACCCACGGCGACGACGAGGGGCUGAAACGGUCGAUCCUACGUGGAAGCAUAAACUUCGACGCCGCGGUCUGGCGACACGUGUCGUCGAUGGCGAAGGAUCUCGUCCGUCAGAUGCUGACGGUGGAUCCACGUAAGCGGCCCAAAGCGCGCAACGUUCUGGAGCACCCUUGGUUGAAGACCCAAUGCUGCGGCGCGCCGACGUGCGCUCUCAACAGCCGCGCAUCGUCUCUUAACGGCAGCGCCGCGGGCUCCGCCGGCGGCAGCGGCGGCAGCGGCUCCGCUGGCGGCGGCGGCGGCGGCGGCGUUGCGGGCUGCGCAACUGCCGCGGCGGGUCCGGGGAGCGGGGCGGACGCCGCCGCCGCUCUAGAGGAAGCGUGGCCCGUGGCGAGUCGGCGGACGCAUGGCCAUCCGAUUCCCGCGCAAAAUCUGCCUCCGCAGCAGCAGCAGCGGAAGGCAAAGCUCGUCCCCCUGAGCGUCGUCCUGCCAGAGCUGCUGGAUUGCCCUUCCGCGGAGCACUUUCCGCGCACACCCAUAUCCCCCGCGCUCACCCCCGCCGGCACCCCCACCCCCACUAGUUUCAACCUCGCCGGAACCAUCUCCCCCCCGCCUGAGCCCCUCCCCAUGCCCUCCCGCCCGCAGUCCCCCGCGGGGCCUUUCUCCCGCUCCGCGCACGCGCGCCCGGCGGCGGCUGCGGUCGCCGCCGCCGCCUUGGCUGCUGCGGCGGCGGAAGGCUGUCGGCGCGCGUUGUUCUCGUCAGGGCAUGGCGGAACCACCCCGUCGAAGGGAGAGCGAGUGCACGGGGGAAGUGCGCACGGAGGGCAGAAGAAGCAGGGCGCGCAGGGGCAACGGGCGGAAGGAGUUGCGCCUAAGCGCGCGAACGGGCAGGGAUGCGGGGAGGGGAAUGGAUCUUACCGUCGGCAAGGCAGCGGGCAGGGCAACGGGCAGGGCAACGGGCAGGGCAACGGGCAGGGGAACGGGCAUGUGCACGGGCACGGACAUUUGUCAGUGCUGAGUCACAAUGUGGGUGCGGCCCUCGCUCCGUUCUCUCUCAUUGCUCGGCGCGCAGCAGGCUCGCACCGCAGGCAUGGUGCCUCUGGUAACCAUGUUGCCUGUAAUAACAACCAUGCUGCCUCCUCCGCCGCCCAUGCUCCUACUCACUCGCAUUCCUCCAGUGCUUCAGUUUCUGCUGCUGCUGCUGCUGCUGCUGCUGCUACUGCUGCUGGUGACUCCUCCACUAUUACUGCUUCUGGAGCUGCUGCUGCUGCUGCUGCUGUUGCUGCUGCUUCUGCUUCUGCUGCUGCUGCUGGUGGCCAUUCGAGCGCAUGCUCCCUACCGUCGGCUUUCCAAGCACCAGGAGCCAACGGGCGGAACAAGGAAAACAAUGGCGGAAACGGGACUGCUGCAGUGGAAGCGUCAGCACCAGCACCAGUACCAGCACCAGUGCCACGGACUCAUGGGGAAAGAAGGGGGGGGGGCGGCGGAGGAGGAGGAGGAGGUGGAGGAGGAGGAGGUUGGGAGGGAGGACGGAAUAGCGUCUUUGCAGUGGCGUUUUCUCGAGGAGGGAGCAGCGGGAAGGGCAGUGGCAAGGCUUUUGGCGGCGGUAAGAUGCGGCAUCCAUCCAGCCCCAGAGCAAGUUUCAACAGUGCCGUUUUCUCCUCUACACCUACUGCUGCUGCUGCUGCUGCUGCUGCUGUUGCUGCUAGUGCUGCCAGUGCUGCUGCUGCUGGUGGCGGCGCUGGUGCUGGUGUUGGAGUGGAAAUGGGAGUAGGUGGAACGGCAGGAGGUUCAACGGAAGCAGGUGGACCAGCUGCAGCUGCUGCUGCAGCUGCUACUGUUCCUCCUUCCCUGCUUCCUGAUCUCCCUCCCUCUCUUCCCCCUAGCCCCUCUUCCAUCUCGCUACUCUCCACCUUCCACUCUCCCAAAACUUCACUUUCCGAGCAGUGCUCACCUGACCUGUGA